Syngnathoides biaculeatus (alligator pipefish) is the source of this 750-nucleotide messenger RNA. RefSeq names its product enamelin (gene enam). The coding region runs from base 40 to 561 and encodes 173 amino acids. The record is from RefSeq and is a predicted model, not a curated record. NCBI's taxonomy places the organism in Eukaryota, Metazoa, Chordata, Actinopteri, Syngnathiformes, Syngnathidae. The transcript is spliced from 7 exons.
GACAGAUCGUCUUAAAAUUCUGCACACCAGAAAGUCAAGAUGGAGCGAGCUGUCGUGAUGUGCCUAUUUGUUGCUUGCUCGGCUGCUCCUCUUCAGGAGAGUCAAAGUAAUGAGCAGAUCGCGGCACAUGCCAAUCAAGCCCUGAGGUUGAUGGAGAUGUACAGGCUCUACCAGCAGCAGGGAUUGGCGGUGAACCCGUUUCUUCCCGCCGCUGCAACUCCCAGAGUAAGAGCUGCAGCUAAAGCUCUGUCUCAGGUGGAUGCUGCCCCUGCUCAGGCAGCCACUGCCGCUGCUCCUCUCCCUCCAGCUGCUCCUGCUGCUGCUGCUCAGCCAGUUGGGGAAGAUGCAUCAGAGGAGGAGGAGAAUGCCAAGCCUGCCUCAAAACCUGCUGCUCCUGUUGCCACUCUAAAUUCCGAAGAGGCAGAGGAAAUGGAAGAGGAGGCAACUGUGGUCGAGCCAGAAGUAGAAGUGCCUGCAGCAGAUCCCGCAGCUCGUGCAGAUGUGCUAGCUGUGGAUGCUGCCCCACAAGCCCAUGAAGCUUCCGAAGCACCAGUAGGAUAAGUUGCUGCAGAAGAAGCUGCUCCUGCUGACUCUGCUGUCGUGUAAUUUUACACUGCAUAUUUCCAGCAUCUAAACAUAUCACUGGAGCGCUACAGCUCAAAAUGCGGGCACAGAAUGAAGACUGAAGAAUAUGCUUUAGUGGAUGCAUGCACAGUUAGAGUCCUGUUAGUGCAAAACAAAAGACAUAAA